Molecule: messenger RNA, 1349 nt
Organism: Magnolia sinica
Lineage: Eukaryota; Viridiplantae; Streptophyta; Magnoliopsida; Magnoliales; Magnoliaceae
Product: protein FAR1-RELATED SEQUENCE 5-like
Exons: 3
Coding region: 141-1349 (402 amino acids)
Source: RefSeq, a predicted model, not a curated record
CUCAAUCGGUACCGCCAGCCGCGACCGCCUCCACCUCUCUCUCCCUCAUACCCUACCACCACGCCGUGCAGCCUCAGAUUACAGGUAAGACCCCUACCACCACGCUAUGCAGCCUCGGAUUGAGCCUUAUAGUUGGGGAAAUGGAGUCACAACCUAAUGCAGGUGUAGAAAAUCAUAAUGGACACCAGACAAAUCAUAAUGAAGAAACAAUCUCACAUCCAUAUGAUUUCAUUCCAGAAGCACCCAAGGAAGUGAAACCAAUAGUUGGUAUGGUGUUCAUUUCUGAAAAUGUUGCAUAUGAUUUCUACAAUGAAUAUGCUAGAUGGUGUGGAUUUAGUAUACGAAAAGGUUCAACGCGGAAUAGUAUGAAAACAGGUGAAACAAUUAUGCGAAGUUUUAUAUGUUCUAAGGAAGGGUAUCGACAUCGCAAGCAUAUAGAAGCAACAGAUCAUAAAAAGAGACCAAGAGCCAUGACAAGAUGUGAUUGCAAGGCAAAGAUUGUAGUUCACAAGAAUGGAUCAGAUAGAUGGGAAGUUAAGACAUUUGUGGAAGCACAUAGUCACAAUUUAAUGAGUCCAAGCAAGGUUCAUUAUUUACGAUCACAUCGACAUUUUACAGAUUCUCACAAGGUUGUCAUGGAUAACAUGAGAAAAGCAGGUAUUGGCGCAGCUAAAGUGUUAAAUUUUUUUACAAAUGAAGCUGGAGGACCUGAGAAAAUGGGUUUUAUUGAUGAAGAUGCAAGAAAUGCUCUAAAAAUUCAAAGGCGUGACAAACAUGGCAAAAGUGCUCAAGAGUUGCUUCUUUACUUUCAAAAUAAACAGAGGAAUGAUGAUAAUUUUACUUAUGCAAUCCAAAUUGACAAUGAAUGUAGAUUGACAUCUUGUUUUUGGGCAGAUAAUAUUUCAAAAAUAGACUAUGAAGCUUUUGGUGACGUUGUAUGUUUUGACACAACAUACAAGACAAAUGAAUUUGAUAUGCCUUUUGGUCCAUUUGUCGGAGUCAACCACCAUAAGAAAUCUAUCUUGUUUGGUGCCGGGCUUCUGUUUGGUGAAACCAUUGAAGAUUUCGAAUGGUUAUUUCAAUCAUGGUUACAAGCUAUGGGUGGGAAGCUUCCAAAGGCCAUAAUCACAGAUCAGGAUCCAGCAAUUGCUGCUGCAAUUGCAAAUGUAUUUCCGAAUACCGAGCAUAGGUUGUGCAUGUGGCACAUUGUUCAGAAGCUUCCAGAGAAGUUAGGUAAAGUAAUUAAUGAGAACCCAUCAUUCAACACUGAUUGGAGAAAUUGUGUAUAUAUGUGCGAUCAGGAAGCCGAAUUUGAUGCAUUAUGGGAUGUCAACGACACAACGGAGUGA